This is a messenger RNA of Ostreococcus lucimarinus CCE9901, 1742 nucleotides long. It is a transcript of the gene FBP65, whose product is annotated as peptidyl-prolyl cis-trans isomerase, FKBP-type. The record is from RefSeq and is a predicted model, not a curated record. Gene Ontology annotation, molecular function: protein binding; peptidyl-prolyl cis-trans isomerase activity. Lineage: Eukaryota; Viridiplantae; Chlorophyta; Mamiellophyceae; Mamiellales; Bathycoccaceae. The transcript has a single exon. Bases 64 to 1692 code for a protein of 542 amino acids.
CCGCGACGCGCGAUCGCGCCCGCCCGCGCCCGCGACUCGAUCGAACGCGCGACGCCGCGCGACAUGACGACCGCCGACGACGCCGUCGACGCCGUCGACGUCUCGCCCGUCGGCGACGGCGGCGUCACGAAACGCAUCGCGACGCCCGCGCCGCCCGACGCGCGCGCGCCCGAAAAGGGCGACGCCGUCACCGUGCACUACGUCGGCUCGCUCGCGACGGGCGAGACGUUCGAUUCCUCGCGCGAGCGCGACGAGGCGUUCACGUUCACGCUGGGAAAACACGAGGUGAUCGACGCGUGGGACGUCGGCGUGGCGACGAUGCGCGUCGGCGAACGGGCGACGCUGACGUGCGCGCCGGAGUACGCGUACGGCGAUCGAGGGGCGCCGCCGAAGAUUCCCGGCGGCGCGACGCUGAUAUUUGACGUGGAAUUGCUGUCGUUCAAGUCGCACAGGGAUCUGUGCGGCGAUGGGGGGGUGAUGAAGGAGACGGUGAGAGAGGGCGAGGGAUACGCGAGCCCGAGCGCGGAGGACGAGGCGACGGCGACGAUGGAGGCGAAGACGAGGACGGGAGACGAGACGCUCGUGGCGAAGACGACGCGGACGUUUUCGUUGGCGGCGAAUGGAGACGCGCCGUGCGAGGGCGUGCGCGCGGCGCUGCUGAAGAUGAAGCGGGGGGAGACGGCGCGGGUGACGCUGAGCGAAGCGUACGCCGAGGGGUUGACGACGGCGAAGGACGGCGCGGUGGUGGAGUUGAUGCUCGACGCGAUUCACGCGGUGGUCGCCGUGAACGGCGUCGAGGGGGCGACGAAAAAGAUUUUGGAGGAAGGUGAAGGGUACGAGACGCCGAACGAUGGGGCGAAGUGCGAGAUUGAGUACGAAAAGCGCGUCGGCGGCGCGACGACGGAGACCAAGCCGGCGCACGAAAUCGUCGUCGGCGACGAGCACGUCCCGGAUGAGCUCGAGAGCGCGAUCGCGAUGAUGAAGCUGAACGAAAAGGCGCUGGUGAAGCUGGCGGAUGGGACCGAGUACACGGUCAAAAUGACCAAACUCGAGCGCGCCAAGGAGCAAUGGUCGAUGAACAACGCGGAAAAGAUUGAGGCGGCGGAAAAAUACAAGACGAGCGGGAACGACGCGUACAAGGGUGGUAAGUUUGCGCGCGCUACGAAGAAGUACGACGCGGCGUUGAAGUUCGUCGAAAUGGACGAGUCGUUCUCUGAUGAGGAGAAGCAAGCGAGCAAGAAGCUCAAGCUCAGCUUGAAUUUGAACUCCGCGGCGGUGGCCAUCAAAACCAAGUCGUGGAUGAGCGCUCGCAAGUCAAGCGAAAAGGCGCUCGCGAUUGAAGGGUCGAACGAAAAAGCGCUCUAUCGCUUCGCGCAAGCGGCGAUGGAGUUACAAGAGUACGACGAAUCACGUCGUUCGUUGAAGAAAAUAUUGGAAGCAGAUGAAUCGCACGCCGAGGCCACGCGAAUGUUGACGCGCUUGAAAGCGCUCGAGGCGCAUCAGGCGAAGAAGGACGCGAAGAUUUUCGGAGGCAUGUUCAGCAAGAUUGACUUGGGUUACGAGGACGUCAAAGUCAAGGCGGACGAGCCCGAUGAAGAAAUACCGGCGCCCGAAGCGAUGCCCGAGGUGCCGGCGUUCGAUGAGCCCCCCGCACCGGAUGCGAACGAGCCGUUCGGUGUCGAGAGCGUGUAACCGAAACGCGCGUUCUCGUCUUUUUAAUCAAGAAUCAAUUUUCAACCGCU